Messenger RNA from Otolemur garnettii (small-eared galago), 1844 nucleotides. RefSeq names its product protein tyrosine phosphatase, non-receptor type 18 (gene PTPN18). Gene Ontology annotation, molecular function: non-membrane spanning protein tyrosine phosphatase activity. The coding region runs from base 363 to 1700 and encodes 445 amino acids. Gene Ontology annotation, cellular component: nucleus; cytoplasm. The record is from RefSeq and is a predicted model, not a curated record. Gene Ontology annotation, biological process: peptidyl-tyrosine dephosphorylation. The transcript is spliced from 15 exons. NCBI's taxonomy places the organism in Eukaryota, Metazoa, Chordata, Mammalia, Primates, Galagidae.
UGCUCUUCCAUGGUGGCUCACACGCAGUGUGGACGCAAGCGGUGAUACUUACCAUUGUGAUUAGGAAUACCCGAUGUGAUGGCGCUACACUCUUCGCUAAUUGUAAUCAUCCAAGAUUAAUGAAGGACCUAUAGUAUCUUGUUACCUUCAGCAAGUCUCUACCACGUGGUGCAUCGACCUUCUGACGUACACAGUGGGGACCGUCAAUAAUAGUACCCCCCUUCAUAAGGUCCUUGCUAUGCUUAAUGCCCUUACCACAGUGCUUGGCACGGAGAAGGCACUCUGGGUCGCUGCUAUUACGGUACCAUGCUUAAUAGGCAGGCCCUGUGCGGCGGCUUCCCCACUCGCCUCGCAUCAUCUGAAUGCCUGGGGUGCUGGACUCUGACAGCCUCCUCUCUUCCUCUCUUUUCCCGGGGUCUGCUCGGGGCCUCUCCCAGGACAUCCAGGCCCGCUCAGCCGCCUGGAAGGCUGAUGGCGUGCGCUCCACCGAGGCUGGCAGCCGGCCUGGGAACACAAAGAAAAACCGCUAUAAAGAUGUGCUACCAUACGAUCAGACACGAGUGAUCCUCUCCCUGCUCCAGGAGGGACACGGUGACUACAUCAAUGGCAACUUCAUUCGGGGCGCAGAUGGAAGCCAGGCCUACAUCGCCACCCAAGGACCCCUGCCUCACACCCUGCUAGACUUCUGGCGACUUGUCUGGGAGUUUGGGGUCAAGGUGAUCCUGAUGGCCUGUCGAGAGACAGAAAAUGGGCGGAAAAGGUGUGAACGGUACUGGGCCCAGGAGCAGGAGCCACUGCACAUCGGACUUUUCUGCAUCUCCUUGACAGAGGAGCAGUGGCUGAAUGAAGACAUGAUACUCAGGACCCUCCAGGUCACAUUCCAGAAGGAAUCCCGUUCUGUGCACCAGUUGCAAUAUAUGUCCUGGCCAGACCGCGGGGUCCCCAGCAGUGCUGACCACAUACUGGCCAUGGUAGAGGAAGCCCAUCGCCUCCAGAGAUCUGGCCCUGGACCACUCUGUGUCCAUUGCAGCGCGGGCUGCGGGCGGACCGGCGUUCUGUGCACGGUGGAUUACGUAAGGCAGCUGCUGCUGACCCAGAUGAUCCCACCUAACUUCAGCCUCUUCAAAGUGGUCCUGGAGAUGCGGAAGCAGCGACCCUCAAUCGUGCAGACAGAGGAGCAGUACCGGUUCCUGUACCACACGGUGGCUCAGAUGUUCCGCUCAGCGCUCCAGAACGCCAGCCCCCACUACCAGAACCUCCAGGAGAACUUCGUCCCACUCUACGACGACGCCCUCUCCCUCCGGACUUACCAGGGGCUUCUUGCCAUACCUCGCCCACCAGGCGAGGUCCUCAGGAGCAUCUCGGUGCCCGGGGCCCCGGCCCUCACCAUGACCGACACGUACGCGGUGGUGCAGAAGCGCGGGGCCCCAGCGGGUGCCGGGCCUGGGGCACUGGCGCGCAGCGCGGAGGAGGUGCCAAUUUACAGCCAGGUGACGCCGCGCGCCCAGCGGCCCGGGGCGCACACCGAGGACGCGCGAGGGACGCUGCCUGGAUGCGUCUCUGCUGACCAAAGCCCCGCCGCGUCUGGCGCCUACGAGGACGUGACGAAUGGAGCUCAGACCAAUGGGCUUGGCUUCAACCUGCGCAUUGGGAAGCCGAAGGGGCCCCGGGACCCCCCUGCGGAGUGGACCCGGGUGUGAGCGCUGCGCCACCUCCUGCCCUCUCUCCACAAGAGCCCCGGACUUCUGCUGACAGCCGUGCUCUGCUCUGCCUCACCUUGGGGAUGGGGACACUGGGCCUGGAUCAAAAUAAAACGUGGGGGCUUUGCCCUAAUGAUUACAGCA